AUGAAAACUCAAACACAGAGAAACAAAGGAAUUCGAUGGCAAGUAAUACUUUCUUUCUUAUUUUUCUGGCUGUGUCAUUCAGUCUCUGGUCAGAUUAAUUAUUACAUUAAAGAAGAAAUGAGAAAAGACUCUCUUAUAGCAAAUACUGCUAAAGAUUUGGGAUUAGAUGUUAAGAAACUCUCAUCUAGAAAACUAAGAAUUGUAUCUCAUGCUUCAGAGAAAUACUUUUAUAUGAAUCUAGAUAAUGGAAAUCUCUAUGUAAAGGACAGGAUAGACAGAGAGACACUAUGUGGAGCAGCAGCUUCCUGCUACCUAACCUUUGAUGCUGUGGUUGAAUAUCCUUUUAAUAUUGUUAAGGUCAAAUUAGAAGUUCAAGAUAUAAAUGAUAAUUCUCCCAACUUUUUCCAUGAAAUAUUUACUUUGCAAAUUAUAGAAUCAUCUUUAGUUGGAACUAGAUAUGCUUUACAAAGUGCAGAAGAUCCAGAUAUUGGUAUUAAUUCUGUGCAGACCUAUAUGUUAAGUGAAAAUCAGCAUUUCACAGUGACCGACAAAGCCAGACCAGAUGGUACUAAAUAUCCAGAAAUUUUGUUAGAAAAAUCCCUAGAUCGAGAGGCACAGAGCAUGCUUACUUUAACUCUAACAGCCUUGGAUGGGGGAAAUCCUGUGAGAUCUGGUACUGCUGUAAUAAAAAUUAUUGUUACUGAUGCAAAUGAUAAUUUUCCAGUAUUUCUGAAAGAAAUAUAUAAAGUCAGUGUAAAUGAAAACAUUUCAACCAAUACAACAUUAAUUACUGUAAAUGCAACUGAUAAAGAUGAAGGUGUCAAUGCACAGAUCACAUAUUCAUUUAGCAAAACAUUAGGGAAUGUCCAUCAUACAGGCAUGUUUACCAUUCACCCCACAAAUGGUGACAUUAAACUAAACAGACAUUUAGAUUUUGAAGAAGUAAGACACUUUGAAAUUUCUGUACAAGCUAAGGAUGGAGGAGACCUUGUUACUCAUUGCAAAAUAUUAAUAGAAGUAAUUGACGUUAAUGACAAUGAACCACAGAUACUAAUUAGCACAUUAUCCACACCAAUACCUGAGGAUUCUGCAGUUGGCACUAUGGUAGCGCUAAUUGAAAUUCAUGAUCAGGAUUCUGGAGACAAUGGAGAGGUUGACUGUCAGAUACUUGAUGCUAUGCCUUUUGACUUGAUAUUGUCAUCUGACAGUUAUUACAGAAUAGCUACAAGGACUUUUAUGGACAGAGAACAACAGUCAUCUUAUAAUAUCACCAUAGUAGCUACUGACAGAGGAUCUCCUCCACUUUCCAGAAGAAGAACCAUCAGACUGGACAUUUUAGAUGUAAAUGACAAUCCACCAGUAUUUCAGAAAUCCUCUUACAUUGCGUAUGUGCCAGAGAAUAAUUUGCCAGGAGCCUCAAUAUAUUGCAUACAUGCCUUAGAUCUUGAUAGUGGAGAAAAUGGCAAAAUUACUUACUCAGUCUCGAACAUAAAUACAUCAAGCCUCCCAGUAUCAUCUUAUUUGUCUAUCAAUAUAGAGACCGGAAUUUUUUAUGCACAGAAAACAUUUGACUAUGAGCAAGACAGAGAGUUCCAAUUGCAAGUUACUGCUAGCGAUAGUGGUUCUCCAUCUUUGAGUGGCAAUGCCACAUUUACCAUUCGUAUUGUGGACCAGAAUGAUAAUGCACCAAAAAUCUUAUAUCCAUUGCCAGAAAGCGGUGGACAGUCUGUCUUUGAGCUGGUCCCUUUUUCCUCUGAACCAGAUUCUUUAAUAACAAAGGUGGUGGCAGUGGAUGCAGAUUCUGGACAUAAUUCCUGGCUGUCUUACCAUUUCAUACAAGUGACUGAGCCAUCUCAUUUUAUUAUCAAUGAGAACACUGGGGAAGUUAGAACAUCGCGUGCCUUUCAAGAAAAGGAUGGAAUGAAUCACAAGGUUGUGGUCAUGGUGAAGGACAAUGGUAUUCCCAUUUUGUCAGCAACAGCCACAAUACGUCUUGUUCUUGUAGACAGCUUUCAGCAGGUGGUUCCUGAGGUCAACAAUCAAAUAAAUGAAGCUUCUCAAACAGGUUUACAAUUGUAUUUAGUAAUUGCCUUAGCACUGAUUUCAUUUUUAUUCAUUGUGACUGUAAUGUUGGUCAUUAUAUCAAAAUACAGAGGAUCAAAGCAUACACCAACAUUUGGAUCACUAAGUACAAGUCUAUAUCCUCCGUCUGAUCCCAGAAUACUGUCCAUGUACAGUGAUGGAACAUUACCUUUUCCCUUAUCUUACAAUGUUUGUUUGGCUCUGGAUUCAGCUGAAAAUGACUUCACUUAUGUUAAAUCUGACCAAAAUGUCCCUGUGGAUAAUCUUAUUGAUGCUGGUGACUCAGCACAUGGAAAUGAUUGUUCAAAUAACGCUUUACAAUCUAGUGCUUUAAUUGAGCCAACAAGCAAUUUAGUUAUCAGUGUUGGAAUGUUAAAGUGUUGA
Messenger RNA from Nanorana parkeri, 2466 nucleotides. RefSeq names its product protocadherin gamma-B1-like. Gene Ontology annotation, biological process: homophilic cell-cell adhesion. Gene Ontology annotation, molecular function: calcium ion binding. Bases 1 to 2466 code for a protein of 821 amino acids. The transcript has 2 exons. Lineage: Eukaryota; Metazoa; Chordata; Amphibia; Anura; Dicroglossidae. The record is from RefSeq and is a predicted model, not a curated record. Gene Ontology annotation, cellular component: plasma membrane.